Molecule: messenger RNA, 903 nt
Organism: Aspergillus pseudoviridinutans
Lineage: Eukaryota; Fungi; Ascomycota; Eurotiomycetes; Eurotiales; Aspergillaceae
Product: SDR family NAD(P)-dependent oxidoreductase
Exons: 3
Coding region: 1-903 (300 amino acids)
Molecular function (GO): oxidoreductase activity, acting on the CH-OH group of donors, NAD or NADP as acceptor
Source: RefSeq, a predicted model, not a curated record
AUGAUCACAGGCGGCUCAUCCGGCAUUGGGUUCGCCAUUGCAGAGCGAUUUCUCCAAGAAGGUGCCAAGCGCAUCAUCCUCGUUGGCAGAUCCCAUGAACGGCUUGUCAACGCUGCCUCCAAAUUAGAGGCGCCUACAUCUGGGGACGCUUUCUCUGCCGUCGAAUCACGCGGUGAUAGCAUCAUUCGCGAAGUAGCAACUAAAGCCCCAGAAACAGAUCAACAAUUCCAAAACAAAGAUACGGAGGCAAAGUCACAAGAUACACUGAUCGACUCGGGUCGAGUCAGUCUCCUCGUCGGCGAUGUAUCACAAGCCGGGACCUGGCUGCGCGAUUUGGAGAAGGCAAUGCAACCGGUAGACAUCCUCGUCAAUGCCGCAGGCAUCUCCAUCUCGAACAUCCUCGCCAAACUUGAACCGGACGAUAUCUCCCGAGUCCUUCGCACGAAUCUCGAGGGCGCAAUGCUAACCUCGCGUGCUCUUGUGCGCGCCUCGAUCCGCAGUCGGAUAAAGAAUCGCGGCACCUCCAGCACCUCUGAAAUACGAGUCCCCUCAAAAUGCAUUAUUAACAUUUCCUCCCUGCUUGCUGUCAAGGGAGGCACCGGCGCGGUACCAUAUGCUGCAUCCAAGGCUGGCAUCCUUGGACUGACGCGCUCGUUGGCUGUGGAAGCUGCCMAUUCCCUCCGAGGUGUUGUAAUUCGUUCCAACGCGAUAGUCCCGGGGUAUAUAGAAACGCCGAUGAUUGCUGAUUUCAGCGAGGGCGAAACCUCCAGACUGAAAGACAGUGUUCCUCUUCGGAGGUUUGGUACUCCGCAGGAAAUUGCCGAUGCGGCUGUGUUCCUGGCGCAGAAUGAAUACGCGAACAACUGCGUCCUCAAUCUGGAUGGUGGUUUGAGCGCGGUCUGA